AUGUCGGUCCCAAGCGCACUAAUGAAACAGCCUCCUAUUCAAUCUACGGCUGGGGCCGUCCCUGUUCGCAAUGAGAAAGGUGAGAUUUCAAUGGAGAAAGUGAAGGUAAAACGUUAUGUGUCGGGCAAGAGGCCAGACUAUGCUCCUAUGGAGUCCUCAGAUGAGGAGGAUGAAGAAUUUCAAUUCAUUAAGAAAGCCAAAGAACAAGAAGCAGAGCCUGAGGAACAGGAGGAAGAUUCAUCUAGUGACCCUCGGCUACGGCGUUUGCAGAACCGUAUUAGUGAAGAUGUAGAAGAGAGAUUGGCUAGACAUCGGAAAAUUGUGGAACCUGAAGUGGUAGGAGAAAGUGACUCAGAAGUAGAAGGAGAUGCUUGGCGCAUGGAACGAGAAGACAGCAGUGAAGAAGAAGAGGAAGAAAUCGAUGAUGAGGAAAUAGAACGGCGUCGUGGCAUGAUGCGUCAACGAGCACAGGAGAGAAAAAAUGAAGAGAUGGAAGUCAUGGAGGUGGAAGAUGAGGGCCGUUCUGGGGAAGAGUCAGAAUCAGAGUCUGAGUAUGAAGAGUACACAGACAGUGAGGAUGAGAUGGAGCCUCGUCUUAAGCCAGUAUUCAUUCGAAAGAAGGACCGAGUAACGGUUCAAGAACGUGAGGCUGAAGCAUUGAAACAGAAAGAGCUGGAGCAGGAGGCAAAACGCAUGGCUGAGGAGAGGCGCAAGUACACACUGAAGAUUGUAGAAGAGGAAACCAAGAAAGAACUAGAGGAGAACAAGCGGUCCCUCGCUGCACUGGAUGCACUCAAUACUGAUGAUGAAAAUGACGAGGAAGAAUAUGAGGCAUGGAAAGUUCGGGAGCUUAAGAGAAUCAAGAGGGACAGAGAAGAUCGAGAAGCGCUUGAGAAGGAGAAAGCAGAAAUUGAACGCAUGAGAAACCUGACUGAGGAAGAGAGGCGAGCUGAGCUUCGGGCAAAUGGCAAAGUCAUUACUAACAAAGCUGUUAAAGGCAAAUACAAGUUUUUACAGAAGUAUUAUCACCGGGGUGCCUUCUUCAUGGAUGAGGAUGAAGAAGUAUACAAAAGAGAUUUCAGUGCACCCACCCUGGAAGAUCAUUUCAACAAAACCAUUCUUCCCAAAGUUAUGCAGGUCAAGAAUUUCGGGCGCUCUGGUCGUACCAAAUAUACCCACCUUGUGGAUCAAGACACCACCUCCUUUGACUCAGCAUGGGGCCAAGAGAGCGCCCAGAACACAAAGUUCUUUAAACAAAAGGCAGCUGGGGUACGAGAUGUAUUUGAACGUCCUUCUGCCAAGAAACGGAAAACAACUUAAAGUUCAACUACUUACUCUUCCAGCUGAAGGACAAAGGGAGGUCUCAGAACCUGGCCCUUGAUUUGCUCUUAAUGUUAUAUAAAGGGCCCCUGUAAUUCAGCCUGUUGGACCUACCACCAUACUUGUGACACUGGGCAACCCAGUUUUUGAAGGUGUUUUGUGAGGUUUGGACUCAUGCUGAGAAACCCACAGGAAAGCACUAGGCAAGUAGGAGUAGAGGCUUCCCACAUAAAACUCUUUCUGAGAAAUGUUAGGUUUCAUCACAGCUCUGGCUUCCCAAAUUUACUUGGGACUGUUCCACGUUUUUCUGGUGCCUUAGCUUGGGCUAGAAACAUGAGCAUGUAAGUUGUGGACUGUUACCUCCACCAUACAGGAAACCUACGCUCACUGCAUUUUUGGAGUCAGCUUUUCUAGGUGAUCAUACUUUUGAACCAUUCGUGUGUAUGUAUCAAGAAAUAAAGGAAUCAUACACCAAGAGGCUUUUAGAAUGAUACUGCAGAUAAAAUGUGUAGGCUGACAAGUAUCAACCCGUUAAUUAAAAGCAGGGAAUUGUCAGGAAAGGCUUAUCUCACAUUUUGACCAUUCCCUUUUUCUCAUAGGCUCAGAUGCUAGACUAGCUGUAUUCUGAGUGGUACCCAGAUUUAUUCCAUGGGCAAAUACAUAUAUGGUUGUCCUUGCUCUCUAUAAACUGUAGCUAUAUAUAGAACAAAUGUUGACCCAUGAACUGGAGAAGCCAAGUACCUACCAGUGUCUUCUUGCCCAGCUCAAAUAUCAAGGAAGGCAUAGCACUGUCCAUGUUGCAAUGUAGUGACAACACACUGAAGUUAAAUUCAGUGAUUUUUCCAUUUAAUAUUUAAACAAUAACAAACCUGCACAUGGCAGAGCACUAGGUGCUUUGAGAAGUGACAUUUAACCAAUAGGAAGACUAUUUCUCAAUUGCAUAAAAAAUGGGAAGGACAAGGUCUUUUCACCCUUUAAAUUCUUAAAUGUCCUAGAAUUAAAAGUAUAAAUAAUUACUAUGGGGUAAUAAACACAUAAGGAUGAGUAUGUCACUGUUAUGUGUGCCAGAGGAGGAUAAAAUCUAAGAAUUAUUGUAGAACCAAAAGACCUUGAAAUUCUUUUGGGAAAGAGUGUUUAUUGCUGCCAUUUGAAUGUCCUCUGAGGCAGAUAACUAGGCUAAGCUUUUUACAUUCACCAGCUCAUCGAUUCUUGUAAUAACCCUAUGGGUAUGUAUCAUAUUAUAGUUGAGAAAACAAGCUCAGCAAGGGUGACUUGACAAAAGAUUAACUUUUUUAAAGAAAAAUUUUCUUCUCUCCAGGAUAGGAAAUGAGAUGGAAGGUGUAAAUGUCAUGGUUCAGAAUUAAAAUAGUAAUCUACUUUGUAAACUAAAAUCUUUCAUAUAUUAAUUUUACAUAAGACUAACUGAUGUCUUCUAUGUUAUGUACUGUGUUUCCACCUUUGUACCUAAA
Molecule: messenger RNA, 2789 nt
Organism: Manis javanica (Malayan pangolin)
Lineage: Eukaryota; Metazoa; Chordata; Mammalia; Pholidota; Manidae
Gene: MFAP1
Product: microfibril associated protein 1
Source: RefSeq, a predicted model, not a curated record